Molecule: messenger RNA, 1836 nt
Organism: Punctularia strigosozonata HHB-11173 SS5
Lineage: Eukaryota; Fungi; Basidiomycota; Agaricomycetes; Corticiales; Punctulariaceae
Product: amino acid permease
Exons: 22
Coding region: 5-1630 (541 amino acids)
Biological process (GO): transmembrane transport; amino acid transport
Cellular component (GO): membrane
Molecular function (GO): transmembrane transporter activity
Source: RefSeq, a predicted model, not a curated record
GUCAAUGACCGAUCUACAGAAGAAAGGCUCGUAUCCCGUCGCCGAGGCUGGGCUGCAGUCCGUGUCCGACCUCGACGACGAUGACAAGGAGCUCGAGGCGCUCGGAUACGUCCCCAGCUUCAAGCGCGAGUUCAGCAACUUGGCCACGAUUAGUUUCGCGUUCAGUAUCAUGGGCCUAUGCAGUUCCGUGGCGACGACUUUCAAUACGCCGCUCUUACUGGGAGGACCCGCCAGCGCGGUGUGGUGUUGGCUGUUGGGGGCGUGCAUGUGCUUCACUCUAGGAGCCAGCAUCGCCGAGAUUGUCAGCGCCUUCCCAACUUGCGGUGGCCUAUACACCGCUACGGCGCAGCUCGUGCCCAUCAAACACCGUGCGAGGAUGGGUUGGUUCGUCGGAUGGCUCAACAUACUCGGUCAGGUGGCAGGCAUCUCCUCCACCGAAUUCGGCCUGUCAAACAUGAUUUGGGCGGCGGUCGUCGUUGCGAAGGGCGGGGACUACGAGAUCACGCAGGGCAAGGUCGUCGGCCUCUUCGUCGCGCUUCUCGUCCUGCACGGGAUCCUGAAUUCGUUCGCCACCCGCCACCUCGCGCGCUUCACCCAGGGCUUCGUAUUUGUCAACCUCGGCACGACCUUCCUGAUCAUCAUCUGCCUGCUGGCGAAGACGCCGAGGCACGAGAUGCACGCGGCCAAGUACGUGUUCGGCUCGGACGGGAUCGUGAACCAGACCGGGGGAUGGAACACCGGUAUCGCGUUCCUCUUCGGCCUUCUGAGCGUGCAAUGGACGAUGACGGACUACGACGCCACCGCCCAUAUCUCGGAAGAAGUCAGGCGGGCGGCCUACGCCGCCCCGAGCGCGAUCUUCAUCGCCGUGAUCGGCACCGGCACCAUCGGCUGGCUGCUCAACAUCGUCCUCGUCCUGUGCUCCGGUCCUCUCGAAAAUCUCCCGGGACCAUCUGGCUCGGCAUUCCUCGAGAUUAUGGCCAUGCGGAUUGGCAAGCCGGGCGCGCUCUUCCUCUGGACGUUCGUUUGCCUCACCGCCUUCUUCGUGGUCCAAACCGCGCUGCAAGCGUGCUCGCGGACCGUGUUCGCCUUCAGCCGCGACCACGGCCUACCCGACCGCGAAUACUUUGGCCACAACUCGAGCCUGACGCAGACCCCGCUCCGGGCGAUCUGGCUCACGACGUUCGUCUCGAUUCUCCCCGGCUUCCUCGAUUUCGCGAGCCCCGUCGCGGCCAACGCCAUCUUCUCGCUAUGCGCCAUCGCGUUGGACGGCUCGUACAUCAUCCCCAUCGCGCUACGAAGGAUCUACAGGAACCAUCCCGAAGUCCAGUUCAAGCCGGGCCCAUUCUACAUGGGCGAUGGACUACUGGGCUGGGCGGCGAACAUCAACUGCAUCCUCUGGACGUGCUUCAUCAUCGUCAUCUUCUCCCUGCCGAACGUGCGGCCCGUGACGAAGGACAACAUGAACUACGCGUCGGUCAUCACCCUCGGCGUCGUCAUCCUCUCCGGCUUCUGGUACAUGGUCGGGGGACAUCGCCACUACCACGGACCGCGGUCCAACCUCCAAGACCACGCCCACGACGCGAAAGCGAACGGAUCGAUCACGAAGGAGCCGGUGGACGACGCCGCAUGACGAAGUUGCCCUCCUCUCGAACACUACCCUUGCUCCAUGCGAGCCCAACAGUGCUUCAACAGUGCUACUGCCGAGUUCGGCGGUCGACGGUAUGAUAAACGGAAGUACGUUAUAUAUAUAUUGUCCCGGUUUAACGGGUCGGCAGACCGAUGAUUGUAAUGUCACCAUCUUGUCAUGUGCUAUAUAUUUGCCAUUCUGCUGGCGGC